UAGAAAAGAAAGGAGGGAUUUUUUUCUUCUUACCGAAAACAAAGAAGCCCUCGACCUCCUUUCUCCUGCGAAGAAAGGGCUCGCUGCUUGCUCUCACCGCCUUUAACUUUACUCUCUAUCUCUCUAGCUUCUUCAGCGAUUCCUUUUCUCGAUCGUAAGACAUGGCAGGGCAAGCACCAGAAGGAUCUCAAUAUGACAGUCGGCAGUAUGAUUCAAAAAUGAAUGAAUUGCUUGAUGGCCAGGAUUUUUUUACUUCAUAUGAUGAAGUUUAUGAUAGUUUUGAUUCCAUGGGCCUGCAAGAGAACCUACUACGAGGCAUUUAUGGCUAUGGCUUUGAAAAACCCUCUGCAAUUCAACAAAGAGGAAUUGUUCCUUUCUGUAAGGGACAUGAUGUGAUACAACAAGCUCAAUCUGGGACUGGAAAAACAGCUACAUUUUGUUCUGGAAUUUUACAGCAGCUUAAUUAUGGCUUAGUUGAAUGUCAAGCUCUGGUUCUUGCACCAACUCGAGAAUUAGCACAGCAAAUCGAAAAGGUAAUGCGUGCACUUGGGGAUUACCUUGGUGUGAAGGUUCAUGCUUGUGUUGGAGGAACCAGUGUUCGUGAGGAUCAGCGGAUUCUCUCCAGUGGUGUUCACGUUGUUGUCGGCACACCUGGUCGGGUGUUUGAUAUGUUGCGAAGGCAUUCGCUCCGUCCUGAUUAUAUUAAAAUGUUUGUACUGGAUGAGGCAGAUGAGAUGCUUUCACGAGGUUUCAAGGACCAGAUCUAUGACAUCUUCCAGCUGCUUCCAUCAAAAGUUCAAGUUGGUGUUUUCUCAGCCACAAUGCCUCCUGAGGCUUUGGAGAUUACCCGCAAAUUCAUGAACAAGCCUGUAAGGAUCCUUGUCAAGCGAGAUGAACUGACCUUGGAAGGAAUAAAACAGUUCUAUGUGAAUGUUGAUAAGGAAGAAUGGAAGCUUGAGACCCUUUGUGAUCUUUAUGAAACAUUGGCCAUUACUCAGAGUGUUAUUUUUGUGAACACUAGGCGCAAAGUGGAUUGGCUCACCGACAAGAUGAGGAGCAGUGAUCAUACAGUAUCGGCCACCCACGGUGACAUGGAUCAAAACACGAGAGAUAUUAUUAUGCGGGAGUUUAGAUCUGGUUCUUCUCGUGUUCUCAUCACCACUGACCUCCUUGCCCGCGGUAUCGAUGUUCAACAGGUCUCAUUGGUCAUCAAUUUUGACUUGCCAACUCAACCUGAAAAUUAUCUUCAUCGUAUCGGUCGUAGUGGGCGGUUCGGAAGAAAGGGUGUGGCUAUCAACUUCGUCACCAAUGAUGAUGAGAGAAUGCUGGCUGACAUACAGAGGUUCUACAAUGUUAUCAUUGAAGAACUGCCAUCCAAUGUUGCUGACCUCCUUUGAGGUUUUUGCUUUUAGAAACUGGUUAGGCCUUUCCAAAAUCUUAAUAAUCUCUUUAUAUUUAUGUAUUAAACUGUGUGGUUUGUGAUUUAUUAUUGUUGUUGUUGAUAACUUAAAGGAGUGUUCAUCUUAUAUGUCAAAUUUUGUAGCUUAUGUAUGGAUGACCUUACAAGGAGGCAUCCUGGAUGUUAUUUUUUGUUAUGUUUGAAUGUGAUGUAUUAUGUGUUUGAUACUAUGCUUUACAUUUUGAACUAGUUUAACGGCUCUUUUUAAUAUA
Messenger RNA from Dendrobium catenatum, 1671 nucleotides. RefSeq names its product eukaryotic initiation factor 4A-15. Bases 162 to 1397 code for a protein of 411 amino acids. The record is from RefSeq and is a predicted model, not a curated record. Gene Ontology annotation, molecular function: ATP binding; RNA helicase activity; RNA binding. Lineage: Eukaryota; Viridiplantae; Streptophyta; Magnoliopsida; Asparagales; Orchidaceae. The transcript has 5 exons.